Pungitius pungitius (ninespine stickleback) is the source of this 1868-nucleotide messenger RNA. It is a transcript of the gene phlda1, whose product is annotated as pleckstrin homology-like domain, family A, member 1. Lineage: Eukaryota; Metazoa; Chordata; Actinopteri; Perciformes; Gasterosteidae. The transcript has 2 exons. Gene Ontology annotation, biological process: positive regulation of apoptotic process. The record is from RefSeq and is a predicted model, not a curated record. The coding region runs from base 158 to 643 and encodes 161 amino acids. Gene Ontology annotation, molecular function: phosphatidylinositol phosphate binding.
UCAGCAGCCAGCCAGACAGUCUCCAUCCCACCACAAGCCAACGCUACUCCCCGCCGCAUCUGAUGCCUCCGCGUGCUGCGGGAUAGACCGCCAUCCGUCCGACCGCCCGCCCGCUGCAGCUCCCGGGGUGCUGGAAGCCUGAAGCGACCGGACGAGGAUGCUGGAAAACGGGGGGAAGGUGUACAAGGAGGGUCUGCUGGAGAAGCGGAGCGACGGGCUGCUGCAGCUCUGGAAGAAGAAGCACUGCGUCCUGACCGAGGACGGCGUACUGCUGCUGCCGCCGAAGCAGCACGACCAGCCACAGCACCACCAUCACCAGCACCACCAGCACCAGCAGCCGCACCAGGGCGGCGGGGACACGGGCAAAGUCAAGGAGCUGCACUUCGCCAACAUGAAGACGGUGGACUGCGUGGAGCGCAAGGGCAAGUACGUGUACUUCACGGUGGUCAUGGCGGAGGGCAAGGAGAUUGACUUCAGGUGCCCGCAGGACGAGGGCUGGAACGCGGCGAUCACCUUGCAGAUGGUCCAGUACAAGAACCGGCAGGCGAUCCUGGCCGUAAAGUCCACUCGGCAGAAGCAGCAGCUGCUCGUCGGGCAGAUGCCCGGCCAGAAGACGGUCCGCAGCCCGACAAACGUAGCGUGACCUGCGGCCAGUCCCGCGGACUUUGGUGCGCCAAUAGUGGGUUAGUUGGAAACUCGGAUGGAAGAUGGGUAUCGACGAGGGUCUCUCCCUGCCGCUUCAACACAGACCUCCACUCUGCAGGACCCCUCUUCCAUGCGCUGAGGUCCACAUAGCAGCCUUCCCUUUUCAAUACAGACUUCUUUCACAAAAGACUUAAGGACAAAAUCAUUUGAGAACACAACUGUACUCGACCGUUGUGAUGGGUUCAUCCCCUAUUUGUUAGAUGUAUAUAUAUUUUCUAUAAAACAAAUGUCUUUGUCGAUAAAUGUUGAGUGUGUUUGUUGCCAGAGAGGAACAAGAAAUGCUCGCUCGGCGUGUUCCUAGUCCACAUGUUACGCGCAUAGUCCCCUGGGAAUAAACUUACAUAUUGUUAUUUUAGAGUGGUAGCUGUAGGUUAGUCAGGUCAAGUCAUUAUUUGUGAAAUGUGUUAUUGAUCUAGUUUUUUAUUUUUCAACUGAACCAAAGAAUCAUUCUGUUAUGUUUUCGAUCAGAAUAUACUUAAUACCAGAGAUAUCUGAGAUAACUGCAUGCUUGCUUGAUUUAUUAAUAGCCCCAACAUUUUAGUAUUUUUAUUGUGUGCAUCAAUUGUUUUCCAGCGUUCUUAGAUGACCAAGCUAUAUGUUGAUUUCUUAUGAGUCUUAAACCGUAGUCGGUUUGUUUCUACCGUGGUUACAGAAAGGAGCUUAGUCUUACCGUAGGUAAGUAACAUGCUCAGUUUUUGUUGUAUUGACUGUUCUAAAGGCAAUUUCAUUGUUAGCAUUACAUCGUAGUGAGUGGGGACCAAUAACCCUUUAGCUCUGGCUUUAUAGUGUGGUGUGAAACCAAAAGAUGAAGGACACCAAUGGACCGGUUCUAAAACUUGUGAUUAAUAACCCCGGCCCCUAAAAAAGGAAAAAAGUCGAAGUUCAGAAAUACUUCCCUUGGUUUUUAAACUUCUUGGUCAAAACAAGAGAAUCCUCACAAAAAAACAUGUUUUUUUAAAGACAUUCGUCAGUACCAAUCUAUUUCAUGAAUAAACUGUGGAUUUGUUGUCACAUUAGAUAAUGUUCAGGUUUCUAAUGGAAGUAAUGCAAUUCUUCUGUUGUCCAGGAGAAAAUUAACAAACUUCAAUUUAUUUUGUGAAGGUGGUGAUAUACAGGGCAACAUUUAGAGCAAUGUGACGGGCAACUACUUCCUGCGUAGUCCU